Danio aesculapii is the source of this 4058-nucleotide messenger RNA. RefSeq names its product Src homology 2 domain containing transforming protein D, a (gene shda). The coding region runs from base 356 to 1516 and encodes 386 amino acids. Gene Ontology annotation, molecular function: phosphotyrosine residue binding. The record is from RefSeq and is a predicted model, not a curated record. NCBI's taxonomy places the organism in Eukaryota, Metazoa, Chordata, Actinopteri, Cypriniformes, Danionidae. The transcript is spliced from 8 exons.
UAUUUUAAUAAGUUAAAACUGUCGUAUUACAUGAGCGUUUUAAACACGCUCGUAUGUGAGUAUUCAUCUGUGUCGCGCGCUUGCACUGUUAACGUUAGCCAGACAGCAAGCCGGCUAACAAAAUGCUGCCUAAAAUUGAUGUUUUUAACAUUAAUGAUUUGUAUAUAUGUGCAGCAUUUCACUCAUAUUUACAACCUACAGUGGUAUUAGUGAGUAUGAUCAUAUUCGCCGACGAAGAAAGUGGUUAACGUUAUAAUGGCGGAGUUUGGAGAUGUUAGCCAGCAUGCUAACAUCCUUGCACGCAAAUUAGAGCCGGAUGUUCUAAAGCAUCGAUGCAUUGGGGAAACUGAGACCCAUGGCAAAGUGGUUUAGAGAUCACCUGAGUUUUGGCAGCAGGAAAGGACCACCGCAGCCUCCCAAACCGGACUACACUGAAAGCGAGAUCCUCCGGGCCUACAGGACUCAGAAAGACCUGGACUUCGAGGACCCGUACGAAUCCUCCGAGCACCGGGUUGUAAACGGCUCUGGCUCUAUAGAAACUUUCCCGACAUUCAGUACAGUGCUAUCCAACGGCGUGGAGGUGAAGAUCGUCUCUCCCAAACACAGACUGAUCAAAGUGGAAUCUCAGGAAUUCGGGCGCAGCAAAACGCCGCUGAACAUCGUGACCUUUGAGGAACCGCAGACCCCUGUGGUUCCUUCGGCUCCUGUGGUUGGAGAGACGGAUUACUCUGACCCGUUUGACGCCAGGCCAGACCCGCGGCCCAGACCCGGCUGGGAGCAGAACGCAGUAGAGGCCUGCAGCAGUUACAUGGAGCCGUUUGAGGCCCAGCGAUUCAUAAACGAGCUCCAGCACAGUUCAGAACAGGGCAGGAGCAGCCCGCAGCUCUAUGACAGCCCAUAUGAGGAGCGCGUUCGGCCCCGGGCCCCUGUGGAGGAUGAGAGAGAGAGCCGUCUGCCCCAGGAUGAUGAGCGGCCUGCAGAUGAGUACGACCAGCCCUGGGAAUGGAAGAAAGACAACAUCUCCAAAGCCUUCGCUGUGACGUUUGAAGCGGCGGACUGGGAUCAGUGUACUCUUCCCUGUGACGAAGCACUAAGGAAAGCAGGAGUAUCCAGAAUCAGCCCUCCAUCCAGCGGAGCCACCAGUUUACGCAAACCCCACGGCAUCCUGGGAGAGAGAGUGGAUCCAAUGCUGCCCCUGGAGAAGCAGGUGUGGUACCAUGGUGCAUUGACACGCUCAGAAGCCGAAUCUCUGCUCACGCUGUGUAAAGAGUGCAGUUACCUGGUCAGGAAAAGCCAGACCAGUCGAAAUGACUAUUCCCUCUCUCUCAGGAGCUGCCACGGGUUCAUGCACAUGAAGUUCUCUCAGUCUCGUGACGGAAAGUUCAUCCUGGGUGAAAACAGUCCUCCAUUCGACUCCAUCCCUGAAGUCAUUCAUUUCUACACCACAAACAAACUGCCCAUCCGCGGAGCAGAACACCUGUCGCUGCUGUUCCCGGUGCUGGUGCAGACGCUUUGAGACACACACACACACACACACACAUGCACACAAACACUCAGGGCUUCGCUCAGACGGCGACUAUAGUGCUUAACGUUUAAUAGCCGUGUUUCCACUGUUGAGUCAAAGUCAACUGUUAGCAAAAACCUGCCAUUAACACUUCUUAAUUAGGCAAAGUCAUUCAUCAGCAAGAAAAGUAUAUAGCAAAAUAAACAAAUAGAUGCAAGUGUUUGGUCUACAUGCUGUGUCACAAUUUGCAUACUUGAAAGAUCCUUGAUUAGUAUUGGAAAAAACAAUUAGUGUCCCAAAUUGUAUGUUUAAACGUAUCUUUAGUAUCUUUUUGAGUAUUUCAGAGUUACCUGGAGGGUUUGAAGUGCAAGCUAAUGACUAAUAUUGGCCACAAUAAAUUCAGUGUUUUUAAAAAACUGCAAAAAUGGUGGAUGUUUGAGACUGACUGUUAAUCAGAGAGAGGCUUAGGUUAAAGUUUAACCUGAUUAUAAAUAUUUUAAUGGUAUCCACAGUAUAUUUCAUCAGCAACAGCAUUGUGAAGAUACAUUUGGUCUGAAAUCACAAUUCUGCAAACACACAAGGAGAUUUCUCUGCAUGAAAGACUCACAAAUGGCAAAUAAUCAACGUGUUAUUUCAUCCACAGCAGUGCUUCUCAACCACGUUCCUGGAGGACCACCAGCACUGCAUGUUUUGGAUGUCUCCUUUCUCUGUUACACCCAUCACAGGUCUUUCAAUCUCUGCUCAUGAGCUGAUGAUCUAAAUCAGGUGGGUUUGGUUAAGGAGACAAGGAAAAUGCGCAGGGCUGGUGGUCCUCCUGAAACGUGGUUGAGAAACGCUAAUCUACAGUAUAGGAAAUUAAUUAUAAAAGAAAUGUGGAGCAUCUGACAAGAUGAUUGACAGUCAGUUGAUUAAUGAUGAAGAAUGUCUCAGUGCUUGCAUACUUUACUGUUAAGCCUCCAUUCCACUGCACACAACAAGCGACAGACCGGAAAUCAUUCAUUUCCAAUGGAGAGUAGUCCGGGAGCUUCCUGGAAUUCCAAUCAUCUCCGUAUGCGGAAAAUUCGGAUUCGAUUUGAGCUGCGGAUAUGUUGAAAUAUUUGAACUUCUGCGACUAGACUGUAUGCCACCGGCUGACCGGAUGUGAUGUAAUAAUAAUAAUUCCUUACAUGUAUGUAGUGCUUUUCUGGGCACUCAAAGCGCUUUACACAUAGGGGGGAAUCUCCUCAUUCGCCACCAGUGCGCAGCAUCCACCUGGAUGACGCAACGGCAGCCAUUUUGCGUCAGACCGCACACCACACAUCAGCUGAUUGAUGGAGAGGAGACAGAGUGAUAAAGCCAAUUAUGAUAUGGGGAGGGUUAGGAGGCCAUGAUGGACAGAGGCCGGUGGGAAGAUUUGGCCAGGAUGCCGGGUGAAACCCCUACUCUUUUCGAAGGACAUCCUGGGAUUUUAAUGACCACAGAGAGUCAGGACCUCAGUUUAACAUCUCAUCUGAAUAACGGCGCUCACUUAGCAGUAUAGAGUCCCCGUCACUAUACAUGGGCAAUAGGACCCACAUAAACUGCAGGUUGGGCCUCACUAACACCACUUCCUGCAGCAACCUAGCUUUCCCAUGUGGUCUCCCAUCCAGGUACUGACCGGGCUUAUCCCGGUUUAGCUUCAGUGGGCGACCAUGUGAGUGUUGCAGAGAGCUAGCUGCCGGCUGUAUUGUAUUUUAGUGUUGUCCAAGCAGGUCUGUGCGCACAAGAUGAGAAAUAGGAGUUUUUCGUUAUUUUUUGAUUCGGAAAAAAAUUCUAUAUUAAAAUAAAACAUUUCUAUUCAUAAAUGAGUAAUAAAAAUACACUUUUUUUUCUUCAAGUCUCCACCUUCCCUCCAAAAUUUUUAGGGGCCUAUGAGUUUCUAGUAUUCAUUCAUUGAUUUAACCAUAGUCAACACACAGAGAAUAAAGGCUCUUGCUUUUGUACUCUUUUAUUUCGGACACUGCGAAAACAGCUUCUCUCUCAUGGUGCGCGACCAAACUGAAAAUUCUGUGCGACUGCCACAGGGGGGCAUAUUCCAUCGGUCGUGUCCAAAUGUCGUGUGCAGUGUAAAGGCGGCUUUACACACUCAAAAGUUUGUACUUUAUCUUCACAAUAAGAGUACAUACUUGUAGGCUGGAGUAUAAGUGGGUGAAUUGGAAUGCAGCAUCAGCAUAUAAGCAAUAAUUAAAACAGCAAUUCAUUUGUAUCAGUAGUCCACCUCAAACAAAUAGAAAAGAGAAAAAACACAGCCUAAUUUAGAUUCUGCUUCUUUGAAUCUCUUUAUUUAUUUAACCUCUACUCACUUAUUUUUACUACACUAUUUCUGGACUUUUGUUUUCACACCACAACUGCAAUACUAUUCCUGUUAGUUUGAAGAUUUGAGGAUAAAAUGUAGACCGACCAAAGUAUUUAUUAAGAGAUUUUCUAAAUACUAAACCAAUGAUGUACAGCAAAAAAAAUAAAAAUAGUAGGUGAAUUGGGACACAGCUUUACAGCGUCAACAUUUAACCAAUAAUUCUAAAGCACAUUUAUUCAU